AUGGCAAGCAAAAAGCGAGAAAUCCAGUUACAGACAGUCGUUAAUAGUCAAAGCCUGUGGGAUGAGAUGUUGCAGAACAAAGGCCUAACAGUGAUAGAUGUUUACCAAGCCUGGUGUGGACCUUGCAAAGCAAUGCAACCUUUAUUCAGAAAACUGAAAAACGAACUGAACGAAGAUGAACUUCUGCAUUUCGUUGUCGCAGAAGCUGACAACAUUGUAACUUUGCAGUCAUUUAGAGAUAAAUGUGAACCUGUUUUUCUCUUUAGUGUUAAUGGCAAAAUUAUUGCCAAGAUCAUUGGUGCAAAUGCCCCACUUGUUAAUCAAAAAAUUAUUAACUUGAUUGAUGAGGAGAGGAAAAUUGAAGCAGGUGAAAUGGUUCGCCCUCAGUAUCAUGAAAUUACGUUUGUGGACUCAGAUGCGGAAGAUGGUGAGGAAUCACCCUAUGAAAGUGCUGAGCAACUAUACAGUAUUGCUAUUAUCAAGCCCGAUGCUGUGAUUGCUAGAAAAUCUUUAGAAAUUAAAAAAAAAAUUCUCGAGGCAGGAUUUGUCAUAGAAAUAGAGGAUAAGAGAGUGUUCACUGAACAGCAAGUAAGGGACUUCUACAGUCGAAUAGCAGACCAGCCUGACUUUGAAGAUUUUGUCCUUUUUAUGACAAAUGGCCUGAGCCACAUUCUAGUGAUAUCUCAAGGAAAUGAAGAACAGCCUGCCUGGGAAGAAACUGAACCCAAUCCCGAGACUGAAACUAAAGUGGAUGAGGAUCAUCACCAUGAGGUGGCCCCACCUACGCUGAGGAAGGAGAAGCGGUACAGUUUACAAGAAUAUCUGGAAAGACAACAUAUAUCUCAGCUCUGUGAUAUUGAAGACGGUAUAGCUAACGUUAAUAAGUUUAUUGAUAUGUUCUUCCCUGAUUUUAAAAGUAUGAAAAACCUCAAAUUAGAAAAGAUCCUGGCAUUACUUCGACCAGAUCUCUUUCAAGAAAAGAAAGAGAAUGUUUUAGGUAUCAUCCAUGAUGAAGGCUUUAAAAUACUGAUGCAGAGACCAAUCGUAUUGUCAGAAGAAGAAGCACAAACACUGUGCAAGGAAUAUGAAAAUGAAGAUUAUUUUGAAAAUCUUAUAAAAAAAAUGACCAGCGGUCCAUCUCUAGCCCUUGUUUUAUUGAGAGACAAUUGUUUACAACACUGGAAAGAGUUAAUUGGGCCCAGCAGUGUUGAAAAAGCCAAGACAUCUCUUCCAGAGAGCUUAUGCGUGCAAUUUGCAGUGGAAGGUUUGCCUAUCAACCAGCUGUAUGGAAGUGAUUCGUUAGAAACUGCUGAAAAGGAAAUACAAUAUUUCUUUCCUCCUCAACAGACUUUAGCACUGAUUAAACCUCAUGUAACACAGGAACAAAGAGAGGAGAUCUUGAAAUAUAUUAAAGAGGCUGGAUUUGAAAUCACACAGAUGAAGGAAAUGCUCCUAAAUGAAGAAGCAGCAGACAAAAUUUACUCAAAAAUAAAAAGAAAAGACUUUUAUAAAGAUGUAUUGGAAGUGUUAUCUGAAGGUCUGUCUUUGGUCAUGAUUCUGACCAAGUGGAAUGCUGUUUCAGACUGGAGACGAUUGAUGGGUCCUGUAGACCCAGAUGAAGCAAAACUACUGUCCCCAGAUUCUAUCCGAGCCCAGUUUGGAACAAGUGUUUUGAAAAAUGCUGUCCAUGGAUCAUCUAAUAUCCAUGAAGCAAUGGAGACCAUCAAUCAAAUGUUUGAAGUGUUGGUUCCCGAGAACCCUGAGGGAAACUAA
Puma concolor (puma) is the source of this 1773-nucleotide messenger RNA. It is a transcript of the gene NME8, whose product is annotated as NME/NM23 family member 8. NCBI's taxonomy places the organism in Eukaryota, Metazoa, Chordata, Mammalia, Carnivora, Felidae. The record is from RefSeq and is a predicted model, not a curated record.